AUGUCUCCUUUGACGAUGAGGAUGUUAGUACUGCUGCUGCUGCUGCCCCUGAGCCAGGCUGCCCCCAAGGAUGGAACCACCAGGCUGGUCCCUGAAGUGCAGCAGCAGCCCCUCCUCAACCCCUUCCAGCCAGGCCAGGAGCAGCUGCGACUUCUGCAGAGCUACCUAAAGGGACUAGAGAGGAUGGAAGAGGAGCCGGAGCACAUGAGCCGGGAGCAGGUCCUGCUCUACCUCUUUGCCCUCCAUGACUAUGACCAGAGUGGACAGCUGGACGGCCUGGAGCUGAUGUCCAUGUUGACAGCAGCUCUGGCCCCGGGAGCCGCUGACUCUCCCACCACCAACCCCGUGGUCCUGCUGGUGGACGAGGUGCUGGAGACGCAGGACCUGAAUGGGGACGGGCUCAUGACCCCGGCAGAGCUCAUCAACUUCCCCGGAGAGGCCCCCAGGCCCCCGGAGCCACAGGACCCGGGGAGGCAGCCCCCGCUAGCGAAGAGCCCGUCCCGACCAGAGGCACGGGAAGCCGAGGGGCCCAGGGAGGAGGAGGGGCAGGUGGAGGCCGGGAAGGAGUCCUUGGAGCCUGGACAGGAGGCCGGAGGAGAGGCCCCCGGCCCCGGAGGGGAGGCUGGGGCCCAGGCCGAGGCCAGGGAUGCUGGGAGGAAAGCGCAGGGGCUCCCAGGGGAGACGCUGGAGUAUAAGGCCCCCGCAAGUGAGUUUGAGGCCCAUGCUAUUCAGCUGGAGAACAGCGAGAUGUAA
Pipistrellus nathusii (Nathusius's pipistrelle) is the source of this 753-nucleotide messenger RNA. Lineage: Eukaryota; Metazoa; Chordata; Mammalia; Chiroptera; Vespertilionidae. The record is from the annotation of a GenBank genome assembly.